CCUGGAUACCGUUCACCAGUGGAACUGGGGGGCAGCUACUCUGGCAUAUCUCUACCAGAAGCUGAAUGAGGCCUCCAACUGGAGGACGAGGCAGCUGGUCGGAUCCUGCACUCUGCUUACGAGCUGGAUCAUCUCCUACUUCUCCCGCAUCCACGGCUUCCACAUCGAUCCUGCGUACGUUGACGCCAUGCCCAGGGCCGCCAGAUACGACCUCCAGAGGGGGAACGAUGCGGUGGGACCAUACCGCCUGUACCUGGACCGCACGAUGCACGACGACGUCACCUGGAGGCCGUUCGCCGACUAUGCUCAGGUUGUCCCCUUCGACGGGGUUGCUCUAUAUUCAGGAUGGUUGGCAUGCGGGACCGGCAUCAUGGUCCGGUAUCUCCCGGAGCGGUGCAUGCGGCAGUUUGGGUUCGUGCAGAUCAUACCCAGGUCACCCUUCGAGGCUGCUCCUGACACAGUGACCAGAGUGCAGCUCACUGCCAUAUGGGAGGAGUGGCAGCAUCAUGUGGUACCGGAGGAGUACCGUCGCAUGCGGGUCACCCAGGACUGGCACAGUGUGGAGGGGUACGUCACAUGGUUCUACCGGGUGUCCCAUCCUCUCUUGAGACCCGACGUUCCCGGCGCUCCUAGGCCAGCACACGAGGAGAUCCUGGAGAACCGGCAGGCGGAGGAUGACCACGCCAUCGAUCUCCUUCCGAUCUGCCAGCGGAUAGAGAUGCUUGGGCGGGACGCGUUGCAUCGAGGUGUCAUUCAUCAGGGCGGACCAGAGGCAGUCGCCGUGAUGGAGAUGAUCGUCACUGAUGCGGGCCGUGCGGCGGGGUACAGGCGGCAGAGGAGGGCCCAGGGUGAGCGGGUUAGGCACACCCAGUAGUGGUGGGGUUUAUUCAUUUUUUGAUUUUGGAUUGUAUAUUUAGCACACUAUUUUUAUUU
Molecule: messenger RNA, 933 nt
Organism: Vicia villosa (hairy vetch)
Lineage: Eukaryota; Viridiplantae; Streptophyta; Magnoliopsida; Fabales; Fabaceae
Exons: 2
Coding region: 188-874 (228 amino acids)
Source: RefSeq, a predicted model, not a curated record